Messenger RNA from Psylliodes chrysocephalus, 1825 nucleotides. The record is from the annotation of a GenBank genome assembly. Lineage: Eukaryota; Metazoa; Arthropoda; Insecta; Coleoptera; Chrysomelidae.
UUUUUGUUAUUAAAGUUUCUCUAUGGUCAGAGGCAGAUCCAGCUGUGAGAUCCAGAAAUGUUCUGUGCCAGAAAUCUUCUGUGCAGAGUGCAGAAAUCCUUCCUCCAUGAUCCAGAAUCAGGAUCGUAAACAAAAAAUAAAACCAAGAUUGAGUUGGGUCUUUGGUCUUUUUAAGAAUGAAAAUUCUGCAGUUGUUAUUAAUAAUAGGUUUUAGUUUUGAUGUAUCUUUGUCAUCAUCAAAAUGGAUUUUGGAAUUAGGUGAUAAUUUUAUUGAUGUACGGAAAGAUGGAGGUUAUUGGCUAGUCAAAUUCUACACUCCUUGGUCUGGACAAUGCAAAAGACUUGAACCAGUGUGGGCCCAUGUUGUUCAAGCUCUAAAAAAUACUCACAUAAGAGUUGGCAAGGUGGAUUGUUCAAUAUUUCCUAAUGUAGGAAAAGCUUUUGAAAUAAUCACUUAUCCUACUAUUAAAUUGAUAAAAGCUGAAGAAGAAUUUACAUUUGAAGGAGAGAAAACAACAGAAGAGAUAAUCAAUUUUGCUAUUAGAUUAUCAGGACCUCCUGUACAACAAGUUACUCGCUCCGAGAGUCUGUCAAACAUAAAAAAUAUGAAUCAGUUAUUUUUUAUGUAUGUGGGAGAACUAGAGGGUCUAUUGUGGAAUACUUUUUAUGAUGUUGCUUCCAAAUUUCAAGCUCAUGCAUUUUAUUAUUCUGCCAGUGAAGAAAUAGCUAUGAAACAUGUUGAUAUCCAUACAUUACCUGCUGUUUUUGUUCACAAGGAAACUUCGCAUUAUUUUUAUUCAGUGGGAGAAGGAAACAAUCAAAUAGAAGCAGACCACAUCAAUGCUACCAUGCACAAAUGGAUUAAUGAAGAACGAUUCGAAACGUUUCCUAAAAUCACCGAAGCUAACAUUAACGAAAUUCUGCGUACACAAAAAUAUAUCGUCCUUGUUGUAGUAGAAGAAAAUAAAGUUUUUCAAAUACCAAAAGAAAUGCUCGAGUUCCGGAACACGGUUGAGGCAUUGGCUAGGAAGAAAAGACAUGUUUAUCAUGAUUACUUCCAAUUUGGAUGGACAAAUAGUCGUGAGUUGGCUAAUAACAUCGCCAUGCAGAUUGUUCCUUUGCCUUAUUUAAUUGUUUUGAAUUCAAGUACUUUGCAUCACCAUGUACCUGAAGAUGAACCAAUGCAAAUGACACCUGAUGCGAUUGAAAUGUUCUUAAAGAAUAUUAUUGAAGAAACAGUUCCGAUUUAUGGCGGUAAUGACAUAGCUGUAAGAAUUUAUAGAACAUAUUUUAAAGCAAGAACAACUCUAGCCGACAGAUGGUCAGGAAAUCCAGUACUGACAACUGUUUUGCUUGGACUACCUCUGGGAUUUUUGUCGUUUAUUUUGUACUCAUGUUGUUGUGCAAACAUAUUAGAUGCCGACGAUGAUGAGGAAGAAGAAUUACCUCACGAAAAAAAAGAAUAGAUGGAUUUUAUAAGGACAAUACGUUUUCAUUUAGAAAAACUGUCUCUAGUCUUUUUUGUAUUAUGUUAUGUACCUGAAUAAUUUUGUGAUAUAGAAGCCAAAGAUUUUUUUGAUAUUAUAUUUUAAUUGUCGUUUUCAUAUUAUGAAUAUUUAAUGUUAAUAUUUAUUUACACAUAUUAUAGAACAGAUGCAACGUUUACAACGCAAGCCUUUAUUAUAGGGGCGUUUAGAUGAGGCUUAUGUAACAUUUAAACAAGUUUAAUUAAAUAUGUAAAAAUUAAUAUUGUGCCAUUUUUAUAUUGUUACACUUUGGGUGUAUUUUAUAGAGAAUUACAUUAAAUAAUAAAAUAAUAUCAGAG